This is a messenger RNA of Mercurialis annua (annual mercury), 1192 nucleotides long. RefSeq names its product rRNA 2'-O-methyltransferase fibrillarin 2-like. Gene Ontology annotation, molecular function: RNA binding; histone H2AQ104 methyltransferase activity; rRNA methyltransferase activity. The record is from RefSeq and is a predicted model, not a curated record. Gene Ontology annotation, cellular component: nucleolus; small-subunit processome; box C/D methylation guide snoRNP complex. Lineage: Eukaryota; Viridiplantae; Streptophyta; Magnoliopsida; Malpighiales; Euphorbiaceae. The coding region runs from base 100 to 1041 and encodes 313 amino acids. The transcript has 7 exons. Gene Ontology annotation, biological process: box C/D sno(s)RNA 3'-end processing; rRNA methylation.
CUCCACACAUUCUACUAAGAAAAAUCUUGGACUAACCCUUAAACCCUAAAUUUCUAAAGCUUUCGGCUGCAUUAUCUCGCCUCCAUUUUUGCAGCAGAUAUGAGACCUCCAAGAGGCCGCGGUGGUGGUGGAUUCAGAGGUGGAAGAGGAGAUGGAGGAGGUCGAGGUAGAGGAGGAUUCGGUGGUGGAAGAGGAGGUGGAGGAAGAGGUUUUGGUGACAGAGGAGGCGGCCGCGGUGGACGUGGAGCUCGCGGUGGAGGUAGAGGACGCGGCGGAGGCCGCGGUGGUGGCGGAAUGAAGGGUGGAAGUAAAGUGAUAGUUGAGCCACAUAGACAUGAGGGUGUGUUUGUUGCUAAGGGUGGUAAAGAGGAUGCUCUUGUCACUAAGAAUCUUGUUCCUGGAGAAGCUGUUUAUAAUGAGAAAAGAAUUAGUGUUCAGAAUGAAGACGGAACUAAAAUUGAAUACAGGGUUUGGAAUCCUUUCAGAUCAAAAUUAGCAGCUGCUAUUCUUGGUGGUGUUGAUAAUAUUUGGAUUAAACCUGGAGCUAAGGUUUUAUAUCUCGGAGCGGCUUCUGGUACAACAGUGUCUCAUGUAUCUGAUCUUGUUGGUCCUACAGGGGUGGUAUAUGCUGUGGAAUUUUCCCACAGAAGUGGAAGGGAUUUGGUUAACAUGGCAAAGAAGCGUACAAAUGUUAUCCCUAUCAUUGAGGAUGCCAGGCAUCCAGCCAAGUACCGUAUGCUUGUUGGUAUGGUGGAUGUGAUAUUUUCUGAUGUUGCUCAACCUGAUCAGGCAAGAAUUCUAGCAUUAAAUGCCUCAUACUUCCUGAAAGCCGGUGGCCAUUUUGUUAUUUCAAUUAAGGCAAACUGUAUCGACUCAACUGUUCCAGCAGCGGCUGUGUUUGAGAGUGAAGUAAAAAAGAUGACACUGGAGCAGUUCAAGCCUUCCGAACAGGUGACGCUUGAGCCAUUUGAGCGAGACCAUGCUUGUGUUAUUGGUGGGUAUCGGAUGCCAAAGAAACAGAAACCUGCUGCUGCUGCCUAGUUUAAAUUAUUAGUGUUCCAUAGUAGAUGCUACCCCAAGUUGGGAUUGUAUUUCUGUCAGAAUAUUAGUUGCAGCUUAUUGUGGAAAUUUUGGUUUUUCUUGUUAUUGUUGACAGUGAUGUUGAAUGUUCAAUGAUCAGUUUGGAGGGUCA